CUCACGUUCAGGCGUCAAAAGCCAUGGCGAGCCAUCAGCGAUCACAGCCCGCUAAAGUCAUCCCCUCAUACGCCAACUCCCCGACCCCCCAAUCCCAUCCCGCAUACCCCGGGAGACAACGAAACACCUCCUGCAACCACGAACACGACACCAUCCCCAACCAACACCUCAGCUUCUUUGAGUGCGCCUGAUUCCGAGCAUUUGAGACACCUAUCAACCGCAUCAUACAGCGAACGCGACACCAACUUACAGACUUGCCCAUCGAUAUAUACCAUCCCAUAACUUGCCCACCAUGGCUGUCGAUCCGCGCGUACUCCAGCAAGAGGCAGAGAAGACUCUUGCGAGCGCUUCCAAGGGCUGGGGCCUCUUCGGAAACAAGGAAGACAAGUACCAGAAUGCGGCGGAUCAGUACAUACAGGCGGCCAACGCUUUCAGGUUGCAGAAGUCGAACACCGAAGCCGGCAAGUGUUUCGAGGAAGCUGCCAAGAUCUACACUGAGAAGUUGAAGGAGCCCAACGAUGCGGCGAACGCCAUGUUGGACGCCUUCAAGGUCUAUAGGAAAGAUGCCCCAGAUAACGCUGUGCGCUGCGUCGAGGUUGCCAUCAAGCAGUAUACUAUGGCGGGCAACUUCCGGAGAGCUGCGUCGCACAAGGAAAACCAGGCUGAGGUCUACGAGAACGAGCUGCAGAAUAAGCCGGAGGCUAUCAAGGCCUAUACGACCGCGGCUGAGUGGUAUGAGAACGACGGUGCUGUCGCUCUUGCGAACAAGCUGUGGCUCAAGGUAGCCGAUCUCUCUGCCGUCGCGGGCGACUAUUUCGGCGCGAUUGAGAAGUUCGAGAAGGUCGCGGAGGCGUCACUCGGCAGCAACCUGAUGAGGUACUCGGUCAAGGAGUACUUCCUCAAGGCCGGUCUCUGCUCCUUGGCGACCAAGGAUAUGGUCACUGCCCAGCGCAACAUCGCCAAGUAUGCCGAGAAGGACCCAUCAUUUACGGGCCAGCGCGAAUACCAACUCCUAGUUGACUUGUUGGAAGCUGCCUCGAACAACAACCUCGAGAUGUUCCAGGACAAGCUGGCUGCGUACGAUAAGAUGAGCCGGCUCGAUGACUGGAAGGCGGCCGUUCUUCUCCAGAUCAAGAAUAACUUUGAGGAGGCGGACAGCGAGUUCUCAUAAACGGGGUGGAGGAACGUAUGAUAUACAACCAUUUAUCGAUUCUUGGUUUUCUUUUUCGUAUCGGCGUUUUCUGGUUGGGAUGGGGAUGAACCCCUCAUAUUGUUAUUGCGGUCAUCGACAAUUUGGCGAUUUACUGAAGACGGAAUCAAACCUGUCGUCUGGGAGUGAAAUAGGCUUAAAGCAAUAGAAACUUGUUCCUAGUUGGUAUGCGUUAUUCAUACAAAUCAACAUCAGUAUUGUAGGUA
Messenger RNA from Neurospora tetraspora, 1416 nucleotides. RefSeq names its product putative vesicular-fusion protein sec17. The record is from RefSeq and is a predicted model, not a curated record. Bases 293 to 1171 code for a protein of 292 amino acids. Gene Ontology annotation, molecular function: syntaxin binding; soluble NSF attachment protein activity. Gene Ontology annotation, biological process: intracellular protein transport; SNARE complex disassembly. The transcript is spliced from 4 exons. Gene Ontology annotation, cellular component: vacuolar membrane; SNARE complex. NCBI's taxonomy places the organism in Eukaryota, Fungi, Ascomycota, Sordariomycetes, Sordariales, Sordariaceae.